AUGAGCCAGCAACAGCCGAGGAGAGAGGACCGGGGCGUCGAAUACGGGGACGUGUUCCCCGUGGCCGGCGGCCUCGCCGGGCAGGCGGUAGCCCCGCGGGACGCCGCCAUGAUGCAGUCGGCCGAGAACGUGGCGCUCGGCCAGACCCAGCCCCGCGGCCCCGCCGCCGCCAUGCAGUCCGCCGCUGCCGUCAACGAGCGCACCGGCAUCGUCGCCCACGACGAGGUCAGCGAGAUCCCUCGCGACCAGGGCGUCACUGUCACUGAGACCCGCGUCUCCGGCGCCCGCAUCGUUACCGAGUUCGUCGCCGGACAGGCGGUGGGACAGUAUGUGGUGGGCGAUGCUGAUGUAGUAGUAGGAGGCGGAGGAGACGACUGGGACGCAGAGAAGAUAACGAUAGGGGAGGCGCUGGCGGCGACGGCGAGGACGGUGGGCGACCAGCCGGUGGAGAAGAGCGACGCAGCGGCAAUCCAGGCCGCCGAAGCCAGGGCUACAGGGCUGAACGUCACGUUUCCCGCGGGUGUUGCUGCAGAGGCGCAGGCCGCAGCCGACGCCAACGUCUGGGCAGACAACGACGCGACCAAACUCUCAAUUGGCGACGUCCUCUCGGAUGCGGCGGAUAAGAUGCCGGCGGACAAGCCCGUGGAGCGGGACGACGCUGCGAGGGUGGCGGAUGCGGAGACGCGUAACAGGCCAAAUGCAACAGCGAGGCCCGGAGGAGUGGCCGCGUCGAUGGCGGCUGCAGCCCGGCUCAAUCGAGAUGCCGCUUGAAGCUAGUACUGCAGCAUGCAACUC
Molecule: messenger RNA, 795 nt
Organism: Ananas comosus (pineapple)
Lineage: Eukaryota; Viridiplantae; Streptophyta; Magnoliopsida; Poales; Bromeliaceae
Product: late embryogenesis abundant protein D-34-like
Exons: 3
Coding region: 1-771 (256 amino acids)
Source: RefSeq, a predicted model, not a curated record